GGCGCGUCUCUGCUCUCGCCCGGUCAGAUGAAGCAUGCUUCCUUGGUGGUACCUCUUGCCCCUGGGGAUAGCUGCCCUUUUACUGCUGGGAGGCCGGGACUCCACCCCCGGUUCCUCAUGGCACCUCCUGCACCAUUUCUACCUAGGGGUAUCAGAAGAACACAUCCAGGGUCCGCCCAGGUUCACUCAGGUGGGGUAUGUGAACGACCAACUCAUCACUCGCUAUGACAGCAACACAAGGAAGGUUCGGCCUCAAGUCCGCUGGGUGGAGAAGGCGGCGGAUCCUCAGUUCUGGGAGUGGGAGACCCAUUUUGCUCAGGAGACUGAGGAGUUUUUCAGGCAGGAUUUCCUGACCCUGAAUAGCUGCUACAACCACAGUGGAGGACUUCAUACCUGGCAGUGCCUGGUUGGCUGUGAGCUGAGUAAAGAUGAGACACAGAAAGGAAGUUACAUGAAGUGCGGCUAUGACGGGAGGGACUUCAUCAGCCUGGACAAGGAGACCUUCACCUGGACAGCAACUGAUGAUGCAGCCCAAGACACCAAGAGGAAGUGGGAGUCCGACCCCGAUAUUGCUAAGAGAUGGAAAACCUACCUGGAGGAGAAAUGCAUUGAAAGCCUGCAAAAACACCUUGACUCUGGGAAGGAGACUCUGCUGAGGGCAGAGCCCCCGACAGUGAAGGUGACCUGCAAGGUAGGCCCUGAUGAUCUGGAGACCCUUGCCUGCCGAGCGUAUGGCUUCUAUCCCAAGGAUAUAGAUGCCACCUGGAGGAAGGACAAGGAAAUCUGGGAGCAGGAGACCUUCCGUGGGGCUGUGACUCCUAACUCAGAUGGGACCUACCACACCUGGCUCAGCAUUGAGAUUGACCCCAAGGAAAGGAACCUCUACCAGUGUCGUGUGGAACACGAUGGCCUUCCAGAGCCUCUGGAUUUGGCCUGGCAACAGCCUGCCUCGGUGCCUGUGGGAGUCAUUGUGGCUGUCGUCUUGGUGGUGGUGGUUGCCAUUCUACUCCUGGCUGGGAUCAUCGGCGUCAUUAAAGUCCUGAAUGCAUCUGUUGAGCUGUGUAUGAGCUUGUGCAAUAUUCUGUGUCGGGUGCUCUCCCUCCUGUUUCUGGCAUUGACACCUCAUGCCUCCCCUCGUAAAAACCCUGGUAGUUCCUACCUUCCCUAAUUGAAUUUUUGAAAUGUAUAUUAAAGCUGAACAAAACACAAACAUGUGCUUGAUAUUUCUGCUCUUUGUAAAACUCUCUGUAAAUGACAUUUUGGACACGGGCUGGCGUGGAGGAACGAGGCCUAGACCUCUUGAUUUUUGUAAAUAGGCCUUUGUAUUGUAAAUUGUAUUGAUCUGCACAAACAUCAUUAUUGUAAAUAGAAUGUACUCAUAAAGCUCUUCUUUUUGUAAAAUAGGAUUGUAUUUGUAACUUGCCUUACAAAGCUGGCAGGGUCAAGAGUUCAUGCCUGCUGUACUUUAGUUUCACUUUGAGAAUAGUUUGGUUUUAGAGAGAAGGGGAAUUUUGAAAAAUGGAGGGAACUUUGAGUUACACUAAUUGGGUUGUUUAAAAAACUGUUGGUGUAAAAUUGUGUGCGUGUGUACAUAAAUACAUGAGAGAGAGUCUUGCACAGUUGAGUUUGGAAACUUUGAACGGAAGGGUCCUGGAGACCAUAAAGAAGAAAGAGUUGAAGUGAAGCUGGAGUUUGGAGGGAGACUACAGAACUGAAGGAUUGCUGGCAAAGAGCUGUUAAAAUCACUGGCAGAGAGGUGUAAUCUCUGCAGAGCUGAAAUCACACAGAACAGGAAAAGCACAAAAUCUGGGGCAGAAUUAAAGGAAAAACCAGAAUGAUUAAAGCUUCUCAUUACUGAAAUCUGUCAGAGUAAUAAAAAUUAUGGUGUAAUCCA
This is a messenger RNA of Hemicordylus capensis (graceful crag lizard), 1894 nucleotides long. Its product is annotated as H-2 class I histocompatibility antigen, Q9 alpha chain-like. The transcript has 5 exons. NCBI's taxonomy places the organism in Eukaryota, Metazoa, Chordata, Lepidosauria, Squamata, Cordylidae. Bases 35 to 1168 code for a protein of 377 amino acids. Gene Ontology annotation, cellular component: external side of plasma membrane. Gene Ontology annotation, biological process: immune response. The record is from RefSeq and is a predicted model, not a curated record.